GCCGCUGAAAGACAGCUUUUCGGCGGCGCCCGGCGAGAGGCGCGAGGGGAGUCUGACGCGGGCUCGUCGGUCUCUCCGGUGGGGAAGCCGGCGUCGAGAGGAGACGAGCCCGAGCGGGGCCUGGCCUGUUGGGGCCUCCGCCAGCCGCGGGACCGCGCCAGGCAGCCGCCGCCUCGUCCCACUUCUCCCCUGAGGCGCCGCGCGGCCGGGCAGCGGAUCCAGGCCUCGGCCGGCGCCGGGCCUCCGGGGCCCUCCCGGGCUCAGCAUGCCCGGGGUGAAGCUGACCACCCAGGCCUACUGCAAGAUGGUGCUGCACGGCGCCAAGUACCCACACUGCGCCGUUAACGGGCUGCUGGUGGCCGAGAAGCAGAAGCCGCGCAAGGAGCACGUUCCUCUGGGCGGCCCGGGUGCCCACCACACCCUCUUCGUGGACUGUAUACCCCUCUUCCACGGCACCCUGGCCCUCGCCCCCAUGCUGGAGGUGGCCCUCACCCUGAUUGAUUCAUGGUGCAAAGAUAAUAGCUAUGUGAUUGCUGGCUAUUACCAAGCUAACGAACGAGUAAAGGAUGCCAGUCCAAACCAGGUUGCAGAAAAGGUGGCCUCCAGAAUCGCCGAGGGCUUCAGCGACACGGCUCUCAUCAUGGUAGACAACACUAAGUUCACGAUGGACUGUGUGGUACCCACAAUCCAUGUGUACGAACACCACGAAAACAAAUGGCGCUGCAGAGACCCUCACUAUGAUUACUGUGAAGACUGGCCAGAGGCCCAGCGGAUCUCGGCGUCACUCCUGGACAGCCGGUCCUAUGACGCGCUCGUGGAUUUUGACAGCCACCUGGAUGACAUCCGGAACGACUGGACAAACCCAGAGAUCAAUCGGGCUGUGCUGCACCUGUGUUAGGGGGGCUCCGGGGGCCGCUCUCCGGGCGUUUCCACUACACUGAAGAAGAAAAGCUAUCUUAAAAUGGAAAGAAAGUCUCUCAUAGCCUGUGUGGAAAGCCGGCAGUGUUCAGGAGCGGCCCGUGUGCCUUGAGAGAGGGCACAGUGUCCCAUCAGUCACCUUUCCAAUGCAGAGCCUCGAGGACAGGCGUAGACUGUCCCAUCUCACCAUCCCUGUGGAGUCCUUCCCAGUUGUACGUUGCUAUAAUUCUUCAAAUCAGAGCUAUUUCUGCUUGUCCAAGAUUGUUCCUAUUAAAUAAUUUUAACUAACCUUU
Molecule: messenger RNA, 1211 nt
Organism: Kogia breviceps (pygmy sperm whale)
Lineage: Eukaryota; Metazoa; Chordata; Mammalia; Artiodactyla; Physeteridae
Gene: EMC8
Product: ER membrane protein complex subunit 8
Cellular component (GO): EMC complex
Source: RefSeq, a predicted model, not a curated record